Amphibalanus amphitrite is the source of this 990-nucleotide messenger RNA. Its product is annotated as glutamate receptor-like. The transcript has 2 exons. Gene Ontology annotation, cellular component: membrane. The record is from RefSeq and is a predicted model, not a curated record. Lineage: Eukaryota; Metazoa; Arthropoda; Thecostraca; Balanomorpha; Balanidae. Bases 1 to 990 code for a protein of 329 amino acids. Gene Ontology annotation, molecular function: glutamate-gated receptor activity.
AUGUUCCAUCGGGUCAGAAGUGCCACCGAGUCCGCCACCAGUGCUGGCCCGAUGGAGGAGCACCGCGGAGGUCUGACGCUGCUGGGGCCGGGCUGGUCCGCCCGACCGGGAUCGGAAUGGUCCGGCGGACCGGGACCGGAGUGGUCCGUCGGAACGCCAGAUCGACCCCUGCGCAUCGUCGCCAUCAACGACUUCCCGUUCAUCUCCGUGCAGCAGCGGCCUGAUGGCUCCGUCACUUAUGGUGGCUUCCUCGUCCAGUUGUGGCAUAUCAUCGCUGAAGAGUUGGGCCUCAGCUACAAUAUCUCGGCUCCGCUCACCGACGGCUACGGCAGUCAAACCACAAACGGCACCUGGACAGGAGUUAUUGGGGACCUGGUCUACGGGCGCGCCGACCUGGCGCUGACUUCCUUGACUCCCACACCUGCUCGAACGGCCGUGGUUGAUUUUCUGGAUAAGGUUCCAUGCUUGACCUCCAUCACGACGUUCCUGGUGCGUCGCGACACGGCGGUGACGCCGUCCCUGUCGCCUGCCGUGUUCGCCGGCCUGCUGCGGCCGCUGGGCGCCGACGUCUGGUGGACGCUGGCCGCCAUGCUGCUGGCGCUCUCGCUGGUGCUGCGCCUCUCGCUGCGGUUCAACAGUGCCAGAGCCGAGGACGGCCGGCUGGUGCGCGACAUGGGAUGGGGCUCGUGUCUGCUGGCCGUUGUCAUGACCGUGGUGGGCCAGGGCUGGGACAGGACGCCGCAGUCGCUGGCCGGCCGUACGGCCACCAUCUUCGGCUGGAUGCUGGGAAUUCUGAUUUACAUCAACUACACGGCCAACUUGAUGUCGUUCCUUACGACGCACACCGUCAAACGACCCAUCAGCAGCUUGCGCGAGUUUGUCAAACAGCCCGACUGGAUGCCAGCACCCGAACCAACAUCAGCGCGCGGUGCUGACGAGCUAAUCUCCACGAAUGCGCUGAUUCAGAGUGCUGAGCGGACCGAGAGGUGA